AUGGCUUCUCGUCUUGGACGACGCGUAGCUUCGCAAUUGGCGCGUCCAGCUGCGCGUCUUACCAGUCGCGGUGCCGGCGUAACGAAGCGGUGUAUGAGCACCACUGAGCAUGGAGCGCACUCAACAGGAAGUGAUAGGCCGUGGAUGGCAAGUUUACGUAUUGGAUCCGCGCUUGUAUUUGUUCCUGCUUUCUUCUACCUUAUUUCUCCAUCCGCCAAGAAGGAGGCCCAUGGUGCGGCACAUGGCCAUGGUCACGAAAAGGAAGCGAGCUCUGCCCCCGUUAACGAGCCUGAAGUUCCCGUUGAAGUGCAAAGCUCUGAAGAGCAGACUUUGGAUCCUCCUCAUGGCACAAAUGAAGAGCAGAAAUCGAAGCAGGAGUCUAUGACUGACGCCGACGGGGUGACUGUAUCGGGAGAAGAGCUCAGCAAGUCAGUGGAGCAAGCUUUUAGUGAGGACUCCCCCAUUGAUGCUCAGGCUGCCGAAGAGACUGAACACGAACCGAACUCGCCCGCCACGAGUUCUGACGCCCAGGGUGACGACUCCGGUCCGACUAACAGCGAUGCGGAAAAGACAGCGACGGGGAAAGCGCCUCCUCAGGAUGCGAAGGACGACUGA
Molecule: messenger RNA, 615 nt
Organism: Fibroporia radiculosa
Lineage: Eukaryota; Fungi; Basidiomycota; Agaricomycetes; Polyporales; Fibroporiaceae
Exons: 7
Coding region: 1-615 (204 amino acids)
Source: RefSeq, a predicted model, not a curated record